Mus pahari (shrew mouse) is the source of this 5175-nucleotide messenger RNA. RefSeq names its product Rho guanine nucleotide exchange factor 40 (gene Arhgef40). Gene Ontology annotation, molecular function: guanyl-nucleotide exchange factor activity. Lineage: Eukaryota; Metazoa; Chordata; Mammalia; Rodentia; Muridae. The coding region runs from base 136 to 4710 and encodes 1524 amino acids. The record is from RefSeq and is a predicted model, not a curated record. The transcript is spliced from 25 exons.
CGAGCGAGCGGGGAGAGCCGCGGUCGCAGCGCGAGUUGUCCUGCAGCUAGACCCGGCGAGACUGAGCGCCCGGAGGGAGGCGGUGGCUCACCCGCCCCGCCCGCCCGAGAGUGGGACUCCUCCCGUCGCCGAGCCAUGGAGCCUGAACCAGUGGAGGACUGUGUGCAGAGCACGCUUGCUGCCUUGUACCCACCCUUUGAAGCCACAGCCCCAACCCUGUUGGGCCAGGUGUUCCAGGUGGUGGAGAGGACGUACCAGGAGGAUGCGCUGAGGUACACGCUGGACUUCCUGGUACCCGCUAAACACCUGCUUGCCAAGGUCCAGCAGGAAGCCUGUGCCCAGUAUAGUGGAUUCCUCUUCUUCCACGAGGGCUGGCCACUCUGCUUGCAUGAGCAGGUGGUAGUGCAGCUAGCAGCCCUUCCCUGGCAGCUGCUGCGCCCUGGAGACUUCUACCUGCAAGUAGUGCCUUCAGCAGCCCAGGCACCUCGGUUGGCCCUGAAAUGUCUGGCUCCAGGAGGUGGGCGGGUACAGGAGCUCCCAGUGCCCAGUGAAGCCUGUGCCUACCUCUUCACACCUGAGUGGCUACAAGGCAUUAACAAGGACCGACCAACCGGGCGCCUCAGCACCUGCCUUCUGUCUGCACCCUCCGGGAUCCAGCGGCUGCCCUGGGCUGAGCUCGUCUGCCCAAGAUUUGUACACAAAGAGGGCCUCAUGGUGGGACAUCAGCCAAGUACACUGCCCCCAGAACUGCCCUCUGGACCUCCAGGGCUUCCUAGCUCUCCACUCCCUGAGGAGGUACUUGGUACCCGGAGUCCUGGGGAUGGACACAAUGCUCCUGCAGAAGGUCCCGAGGGUGAAUAUGUGGAGCUGUUGGAGGUGACACUGCCAGUGAGGGGAAGCCCCGUAGACGCUGAGGCCUCGGGCCUCUCCCGGACCCGCACAGUACCCGCUCGUAAGAGUACUGGAGGGAAGGGCAGGCACCGGAGACACAGGGCGUGGAUGAAUCAGAAAGGCCUGGGAUCUCGGGAUCAGGAUGGGGCACGGCCGCCUGGCGAGGGAAGUAGCACCGGAGCCUCUUCCGACUCACCUUCAGGUGCUGAGGCAGACCCAGAUGCCACAGCCCUCCAGGCAGCUGAUCCCCCCGCGGAGGCUCUGGGGGAAGACCCUGAAUCCUGCCUCCUGUCAGGGGAGGCUGUGGGAGGAGUGGGCCAGGGGGCUGAAGGGCCACCUGGAACCCCUCGAAGAACCGGCAAAGGAAACAGAAGAAAGAAGCGAGCUGCAGGCAGAGGUGCUGGAAACCGGGGAGGGGAGAGUACCUCACUCAGCCCCAGGGACAAAGAGGAGACUAGACAGCAGGAAGUCCUUGUCAGUCUGCCCUCACCCAGUGAACAGGAACCUGCAGAAUGCAGCCUGGUCAAGGAGAAGGAGGAUUGUGGCAAGCCAGAGUCUGAACCAAAAGAGGAACUCAAGCCAGCAGAUGAGAAAGAGCCUGCACCCCCAGAAGGCUAUGAGCCUCCAGAAGAGGAGAUCAAAGAGAGUGGGAAAGAGGAGUUGACCUCGGAGUGUACGGCAGGAUCCACAGGUCCAGAGUGGUUCGCAUCUGAGCCCCCAACGCAGCCCCUAGAGACUGUGCAGGAUGUAAAAGGAGACAGUCUUCCAGAAGAAACUCCUCCGGUUUCUGUUUUGGAUGACCCAGUUGUAGCUUGGGACUUGAUGGCAUCUGGAUUCUUCGUUCUGACUGGAGGGGUAGAUCAGACUGGGCGAGCUCUACUGACGAUCACACCUCCACCUCCGUGCCUUCCUGAGGAGUCCUCACCCUCCCAAGAGACACUGAGCACUGCUCUCCGUUACCUCCACUCACUGCUUAGGCCUGAUCUGCAGUUACUGGGGCUGGCCAUCCUCCUUGACCUUCGCAAGGCACCCCCACUGCCUCCAGCACUUCUUCCUGCCUUGAGUCAGCUUCAGGACUCAGGCGAGCCUCCGCUCAUUCAGCGGCUGGUGAUCCUCAUUCAUGAAGACCCUCCAGCGGAACUCUGUGGAUUUCAGGGAGCUGAGUUGCUGUCAGAGAAGGACCUGAAAAGAGUGGCCAAGCCAGAGGAGCUACAGUGGGACUUAGGAGGUCACAGGGACCUCUCCCCCAACCACUGGGCAGAGAUACAUCAGGAAGUGGCAAGGCUGUGCACCUUGUGCCAAGGCGUGUUGACCUCUGUACGGCAGGCCAUUGAGGAGCUAGAGGGAACAGCAGAACCCAAAGAAGAGGAGGCUGUGGGAAUGCCUGAGCCCCUGCAAAAGGUGCUGGCAGAUCCUCGGCUGACGGCGCUACAGAGGAACGGAGGAGCCAUCCUGAUGCGCCUGCGCUCCACCCAUAGCAGCAAGCUAGAAGGCCCAGGCCCAGCUGAGCUAUACCAGGAGGUAGAUGAGGCCAUUCACCAACUUGUGCGGCUGUCCAACCUACGAGUGCAGCAGCAGGAACAACGGCAGCGCCUGCGCCAAGUCCGGCAGGUGUUGCAGUGGCUGUCUGGCCCAGGGGAAGAGCAGCUGGCAAGCUUCGCCAUGCCUGGGAACUCACUGUCAGUCUUGCAAGAGACAGAACUUCGAUUCAGGGCUUUUAGCACAGAGGUGCAGGAGCGCCUAGUCCAAGCCCGGGAAGCUUUGGCACUGGAGGAGGACAUUACCUCCCAGAAAGUUCUAGAUAUCUUUGAACAACGGCUGGAGCAGGUUGAGAGUGGCCUCCACCGGGCCCUCCGGCUACAGCGCUUCUUCCAGCAGGCACACGAAUGGGUAGAUGAGGGCUCUGCUCGGCUGGCAGGAGCUGGGCCUGGUCGUGAAGCUCUGCUGGCAGCCCUAGCCCUGCGGAGGGCCCCAGAGCCCAGUGCAGGCACCUUCCAAGAGAUGCGAGCCCUGGCCCUGGACUUGGGCAGCCCCGCAGCCCUUCGAGAGUGGGGCCGAUGUCGGGCACGCUGCCAGGAACUGGAAAGAAGGAUUCAGCAGCAGCUGGGAGAGGAGGCCAGUCCUAGAAGCCACCGACGACGUCGGGCAGACAGUGCCAGCAGCGCAGGGGCCCAGCACGGAGCCCAUAGCCCUUCACCCAGCCUCAGUUCCCUGCUGCUUCCCAGCAGCCCUGGGCCACGGGCAGCCCCAUCACAUUGCUCUCUGACCCCAUGUGGGGAGGAUUAUGAGGAAGAAGGACUUGAGCUAACCCCAGAAACAGAUGGAAGACCCCCAAGGGCUGUGCUAAUCCGAGGACUGGAGGUCACCAGUACUGAAGUGGUAGACAGGACAUGUUCACCCCGAGAACAUGUACUAUUGGGCCGGGCUGGAGGGCAAGAUGGACCCUGGGGAAUAGGUACCCCUCGAAUGGAACGCAAACGAAGCAUCAGCGCCCAGCAGCGUCUAGUGUCUGAACUGAUUGCCUGUGAGCAGGAGUACGUAACCACUCUGAACGAGCCAGUGCCGCCGCCUGGGCCUGAGCUAACGCCUGAGCUUCGAUGCGCCUGGGCUGCAGCCCUGAGUGUCCGAGAGAGGCUUCGCAGCUUCCACGGGACACACUUUCUACAAGAGCUUCAUGGCUGCGCCGCCCACCCUCUGCGCAUCGGGGCCUGCUUCCUUCGCCAUGGGGACCAGUUCAACCUCUAUGCACAGUUUGUGAAGCACAGGCAUAAACUGGAGAGUGGUCUGGCUGCGUUCACCCCCUCGGUCAAGGGUUGCAUGGAGGGCAGCCCUUGCUUGCCCCGGGCCCUGCAGCAGCCACUGGAGCAGCUGGCUCGGUAUGGACAACUCCUGGAGGAGCUCCUGAGGGAAGCCGGGCCUGAGCUCAGCUCGGAACGCCAGGCCCUCAGGGCCGCUGUACAGUUGCUCCAGGAACAAGAGGCCCGAGGCAGAGAUCUGCUCGCUGUGGAAGCUGUUCGAGGCUGUGAGAUAGAUCUAAAGGAACAGGGACAGCUUUUGCAUCGGGACCCUUUCACUGUCAUCUGUGGCCGGAAAAAGUGCCUCCGACACGUCUUUCUCUUUGAGGACCUGCUCUUAUUCAGCAAGUUCAAGGGUUCUGAAGGAGGAUCCGAGACCUUCGUUUACAAGCAGGCUUUCAAGACCGCUGACAUGGGGCUGACAGAAAACAUCGGGGACAGUGGACUCUGUUUCGAGCUAUGGUUUCGUCGACGGCGUGCAAGAGAAGCAUACACGUUGCAGGCUACUUCACCAGAGACCAAACUCAAGUGGACAAGCUCUAUUGCCCAGCUGCUGUGGAGACAGGCGGCCCACAACAAGGAACUCCGAGUGCAGCAGAUGGUUUCCAUGGGCAUUGGGAAUAAACCUUUCCUGGACAUUAAAGCCCUUGGGGAACGGACACUGAGUGCCCUGCUCACUGGAAGAGCCGCCCGCACCCGGGCCUCCGUAGCCGUGUCAUCCUUUGAACAUGCUGGCCCGUCCCUUCCCGGCCUCUCACCGGGAGCCUGCUCCCUGCCUGCCCGCGUCGAGGAGGAGGCCUGGGAUCUGGACGUCAAGCAGAUUUCCCUGGCCUCAGAAACACUUGACUCUUCUGGAGAUGUGUCCCCAGGACCACGAAACAGCCCCAGCCUGCAGCCCCCCAACCCUGGGAGCAGUACUCCCGCUCUGACCAGUGGAGGGAUCUUAGGGCUCUCCCGGCAGGCCUGGCUGAGAGGCAUCAAGAGUCAUUCCCGAGCCCUGAGUGACCCCACCACGCCUCUGUGAGCUAGAGAAGAUCCAGAUCUGCAGCCCCUUCUCCCUUCUGGGAUGCCAAUGGGACAUAAUGGAGGACCUAAGCUCUCAGUUCCCUCCCUCUGCUUCCUGGACAAAGAGGUGGGCAGGGACCAUAGCUUCUGCUGCCACCGCUGUCUAGCUCUCCCCUGCUUGGUGCCUUUCGCUGCAGGAACCAGAGUGGCCCUGUUCAAUUGCCUUUAUGCUCCAAGGGCAGGGAAAUGUCCCUCUUGCUGUGCUACUGCACCCCGGGACACUGCUCUGCUGACACCCACUACUCUUCUCAUCCCAACUCUCCCAGAAGAUCCAUCUCUGCCAGGUCGAAUGGAAUUCCAUGCUGGGGUAUCAUGAGAAAUAUGUUGUAAGCCACUGAAGGAGACGGGGUGGGCACUGCAGACUUUAUAUGUAAUUACUGUUAUUAUACUAUUGUUACAUUAAAUAUAUUUACUCUCACUGUGA